AAAAAAAAAAGCAGUAAAGCAUUGGAAUGGGUACAGCAAGUUGCGUUGUUGUGGUAGGGCUGGUAUGGAUGUUAGUUGCAAGCACGGUGGUGGGUAACCAUGGCAAGAAGGUGACGUAUGAUGCAAGAUCUCUAAUCAUUGGUGGAACCAGAGAAGUCUUCUUCUCAGGCUCCAUUCACUAUCCUCGUAUGCCUCCUGAGAUGUGGCCGGACAUCUUAAAAAAAGCUAGAGAAGGAGGUUUGAAUGUCAUCCAGACUUAUAUCUUCUGGAACCUUCAUGAACCUGUUCAAGGCCAAUUUAACUUCGAAGGCAACAAUGACGUGGUGAAAUUCAUCAAGCUGAUUGGGGAGAUGGGUAUGUACGUGACACUGAGGGUGGGACCCUACCUUGAAGCUGAAUGGACCUUGGGAGGAUUCCCAUACUGGUUGAAGGAGGUACCCGACAUCUAUUUCCGUACGUACAACGAGCCAUUUAUGAAACACAUGAAGAAGUUCGUGGAGAUGACAGUAGAUAUGAUGAAAAAGGAGAAAUUAUUCGCACCCCAAGGAGGCCCCAUAAUUCUGGCUCAAAUUGAAAACGAGUACAGCAACGUGGCGGGUUCGUAUAGAGAAAAUGGAAUAAAAUAUAUUCACUGGGCUGCAGAAAUGGCUGUGGGUCUGUACAACGAAGUUCCAUGGAUCAUGUGCAAGCAAAAGGAAGCUCCCCAGGAAGUGAUUAACACCUGCAAUGGGCGACACUGCGGCGAUACUUUCUCAGGCACUAACGGCCCCAACAAGCCUGUUAUGUGGACUGAAAACUGGACGGCUCAAUACCGAACUUUCGGAGACCCUCCCUCCCAGAGAUCAGCCGAAGAUCUUGCCUUUUCCAUCACUCGUUUCUUCGCCGCCAAGAACGGCACUUACGUCAACUAUUACAUGUACUAUGGUGGAACCAAUUUUGGCAGAACCUCCUCCUCCUUUGUCUCCACUCGCUACUACGAUGAAGGGCCGCUUGAUGAAUUUGGGUUGUAUAGGGACCCCAAGUGGAGUCACCUAAGAGAUAACCACAGAGCUCUCAAAUUGUGCAAGAAGCCUUUGUUCUGGGGUGCCCAAACUAUCCAAAAGAUCACCACCGAUCUGGAGAUCAUUACUUUCGAGAAUCCUGCCCUUAAACUCUGCGCUGCAUUCUUGACCAACAACCACACCUUAAACCCAAACACAAUUAAUUUCAGGGGCACAAAAUACUACCUCCCCGAGAAGUCCAUCUCCAUUCUCCCGGACUGCAAAACCCUGGUUUUCAACACCCAGAACGUGGUUUCACAGCACAAUGCCAGGAACUACGUACCUUCAAAGCUUUCCAAUAAUUUUAAAUGGGAGAUGUUCCAAGAAAGCAUUCCCACUAUAGAUAAUCUGCCCAUGAAGAGCCAGCUCCCAUUGGAGCUGUACAGCUUGACCAAAGACACCACGGAUUAUGCGUGGUACAGCACCAGGAUCUUUUUUACCGAACACGAUCUCCCCACCAAGUCCAACACCCUUCCAGUUGUGUAUGUCCACAGUAUGGGGCACGCCCUGGUUUUAUUUGUGAACGGGGAGUACUUGGGGUCAGCACACGGGGACAACAUUAAGAAGGCGUUUGACUUGACUAAGCCAGCGGACUUGAAGCCCGGAAAUAAUGACAUUUCAUUCCUGGGCGUCAUAACCGGGUAUCCCAACAGCGGAGCCUACAUGGAGAGGAGGUUUACCGGACCAAAAUAUGUGCGGGUGCAGGGGUUGUUGGCUGGAACCCUGGAUAUCACCAGGAACUCGUGGGCCCAGUCUGUUGGGCUUCCAGGGGAGAAGCUCAAAUUAUACACGGAAGAGGGGUCCCACAAAGUGAAGUGGACAGCAGUGAGUAAUGUGAACCCACCACUCACCUGGUACAAAACCUACUUCGAUGCUCCGGAAGGGAACAACCCGGUAGCAAUCAGAAUGUCAAACAUGGCAAAGGGUAUGAUUUGGAUAAACGGGAGAAGCAUAGGGCGGUAUUGGGUUUCAUUCUUGUCCCCUCUGGGUCAGCCAUCGCAAGGGGAGUAUCACAUUCCCAGGCCGUUUUUGAAGCCCAAGAAGAAUCUGAUGGUUGUGUUUGAGGAAACGGGGGGAGACCCCUCCAACAUAGAGCUGGUUCUGGUGAACAGAGACACAAUCUGCGGUCAGGUAUCGGACUACUAUUCUGCUAGCGUUAAGUCGUGGGAUAGGAAGGGAGAGGAGUUGAAGCAGGUAGUAGAUGAUGUAAGACCCAGCGUGCAGCUCAAAUGCCCAGACGACAAAGUGAUGAAGAAAAUAGAGUUUGUGAGCUACGGGGAAUUUCCGGAAGGGGUUUGCGGGAACUACUUUGCGGGAAACUGCACCUUUCCUAACGCCAAUAAAAUAGUGGAGAAGGCGUGCUUGGGGAAGAGCCAGUGCAAAGUUCCGGUAGAGAAGAGUUUGUUCGAGGAGGAGGGAAUAAAGCAUCCCUGCCCCCCCAACGACUACUACACUUUGACUGUGCAAGCUAAAUGCGGACACUAGCCACCUACCCAAACAUCCAUCAUAUCUCUCCCAAACAAAAUAUUAUGUGUACUCUCAAUUUUUCACUCUAAUACAUGUAGUACAACUCUACUAGGAACGUACAAUUAAUUUUCACCUCACCUGCAUGUCUGCAUGCAUACACUAGCGCAGCCUGUUAUUUAUUUUAUUAUUUUUUUUUUCAGAAAACCUAAGGUGCUUGGAUUGUUGAAAUAAUAAAAUAGAGUGGCUUUUAAAUUAAUUAUUUGUUUAUUUUUGACAUA
Ipomoea triloba (trilobed morning glory) is the source of this 2785-nucleotide messenger RNA. RefSeq names its product beta-galactosidase 13-like. The record is from RefSeq and is a predicted model, not a curated record. Gene Ontology annotation, biological process: carbohydrate metabolic process. Bases 27 to 2525 code for a protein of 832 amino acids. The transcript is spliced from 5 exons. Gene Ontology annotation, cellular component: vacuole; cell wall. NCBI's taxonomy places the organism in Eukaryota, Viridiplantae, Streptophyta, Magnoliopsida, Solanales, Convolvulaceae. Gene Ontology annotation, molecular function: carbohydrate binding; beta-galactosidase activity.